AUUCUAAAUCUGCUUCAGGUUGAUCCGCUAAGAGGAUACAGGAGUGAGGCGACCGUCGCCUUGCCUCGCGAUGUUACUACCUCGAUCAAUAUAGUUCGAUUCGAGAAUCCGCCACAAUGUCAGACACAACGCUUCAUUCCUGGGAGUACCUGGAAACCCUUCCAGGCGUUCAGUUCUAUCGCCUGUACAGGAGUCCGUCGUCGGCCCUGGCAAUCUUCCGGAAACGGCUGUCAAGCUUGGCCAAGUCUUUCGUCAUGACCUUACUUUACAUGCCUGGGCCCAUGACCGCAAAACAACUCGAGAUGUUUGUGCAGGAUUCCAGCCGCGGAGAACGAGAAUACGCAGUUGAUCUGCUACGUCGUUACCACAUCUUCAAAGACACCACCGUCGGAACUGCCAAGGCAUACACUCUUACCGAGGCAUUUGCCAAAUCGCUGCGUCGUGCGCUGACUGGAGCUGGAGACAAGACAUCUUUCGGCCAACUGGCCACCGUUGCCCAGAACCAAAAAGUGUCCAUUGCCGAACUCGAUGAAUACUCGCGCCAGAGAUGGGAAGGUAUUUUGGGUUACAUGGUGGGGUCAUCGUCCAACGCCAUGGAUUCAGACCAAGUCGCAGUUGAUCCAUCACCUGGAGUGAUCGAGCUCCUUAGAGUGGGGCAUCUCAUCGAACUCUCUGGCACAGCGAGGACGGGAACAUCGGCCAAAAUCACAAAGGAAGGCUUUGCAUUUGUCCUGCAGGACAUCAACACUCAGAUCUGGGCAUUAUUGUUCCUCUACGUUGACAACGCCGAGGUUUUCGACAUGGACAAGGUCGACGUAUUGUCAUUUUUCUUCUUGAUUUCCUCACUCGAACUCGGCCUGGCAUACACUACAUCAGGUUUAGACGAGACGCAGUUACGAUGUCUGACAGACCUGGCGUCUCUGGGUAUAGUCUACCAACCAACUCUGGACGACGGCAACCCCGUUGACUACUUCUACCCGACUCGACUAGCCGCAACCUUGACCUCCGAUUCGGCUGCAGCGCUCAGCGCGACCAACAGCGCCAUUGGAUCCUCACUUUCCACCACCAACACAUCAACAUCAUCCUCUGGAUCCGGCUCCGGCGGCCGAGGCUUCAUCAUCGUCGAGACCAACUACCGAGUCUACGCAUACACAUCAUCACCAUUGCAGAUCGCACUCCUUUCCCUCUUCGUCAACCUCCGGUCGCGACACCCUAACCUGGUAACCGGCAAGAUGAGCAAGAGCUCCGUCCAACGAGCAGUCAGGGCCGGCAUCACCGCCGAGCAAAUAAUCUCAUACCUGACAGCGCACGCGCACCCACAAAUGCGACGACACGCACAGGCCGAACAUGCAGCCCAACAAGCCCGCGACUCAUCCCGCGCUGGCUCCUCGCUAUCCAUCCUACCCGCCACUAUCCUCGAUCAAAUCCAUCUAUGGCAACUAGAACGCGAUCGAAUGACCACAACACUCGGUUUUUUGCUCAAGGAUUUCCCUAACCAUGCCGAUUACGAUGCGCCCUGUCGGUAUGCCGACGAGGUUGGCGUGCUUGUUUGGAAAAAUGACAAGAAACGUAUCUUCUUCGUCAAUCGCAUCGACGCAGUACGUACUUUCAUGGCUGAAAGAAAGGCAAAUUCCCAGGGUUAGGAGCCACGUCGAACUGGUUGGACGCCUGGUUGGUAGUAAUUGGUACGAUUGGUACGGGGGUACUAUCAUUAUCAUCAUUGUCCAUCAUAGAUUCGGCCUGGCUAUCUAUCUAGAUACCUAUUCAACCUCCGCCCUCAGCUUGGUAUCCAUGGGUGCUUAAUUGGUUCUGGGAACGAUUCAACUCCAUCAACGGGAGACUGAUAUAGAAGUCUUUCUCUUUGGUUCUUGGUAAACCUGUAAUUCUAGAAAACUUCGGCAGUGCUAUUACCAUGCGAAGCUAUGCCUGAAAAAUCAAAGGAGUUAUUUAAAGUCGUUUCCAAAAACAUCAUCA
Messenger RNA from Exophiala mesophila, 1974 nucleotides. RefSeq lists its product as uncharacterized. The transcript has a single exon. Gene Ontology annotation, biological process: nucleotide-excision repair. The record is from RefSeq and is a predicted model, not a curated record. Bases 117 to 1643 code for a protein of 508 amino acids. Gene Ontology annotation, molecular function: double-stranded DNA binding; ATPase activator activity. NCBI's taxonomy places the organism in Eukaryota, Fungi, Ascomycota, Eurotiomycetes, Chaetothyriales, Herpotrichiellaceae. Gene Ontology annotation, cellular component: transcription factor TFIIH core complex; transcription factor TFIIH holo complex.